Hemicordylus capensis (graceful crag lizard) is the source of this 1411-nucleotide messenger RNA. Its product is annotated as olfactomedin-like. The record is from RefSeq and is a predicted model, not a curated record. Gene Ontology annotation, biological process: signal transduction. The transcript has 2 exons. Lineage: Eukaryota; Metazoa; Chordata; Lepidosauria; Squamata; Cordylidae. The coding region runs from base 1 to 1272 and encodes 423 amino acids.
AUGAUGCCCAAACCUGCAGGAACAUGUGACCACGAUGGGAUGGAGGGGGUCAGUGGACCAGUUCUGGUGAAGCUCAACUGGAGAGGUUCAGAUUUCAAAGCUGGAUCCUGGGGGAAAGAUUCUGCCUUGGGGACCAAACUGCAAAACCAUUACUGGGUUUUUCCAGCUAACAAAGGUAGUCACAUAUUGGAGACUUUCCGCCUCUAUGCCUCCUACAAAAAAAUGAUGCUUUAUUUUCCGAUUAUGGAAUUUAGCCUUAAAGGUAAUCAAGACAAGUGUGAAAACUGUGGGCAAGGGAGUGGUGUGAUAUUCUACAAUGGAUCCUUCUAUUACAACUGUUUGGAUAGCAGGGCUUUGUGCAAAACAGAUCCAAAUACCAUGCAUCUCUUGCGCAAGGAUUUAGAAGAUGAAGAUCCUGCUUCCUUCAAUAAUGUAUUCUCCUACAAGGGUGUCAAAUAUCAGGAUAUGGACCUGGGUGGAGAUGAAAAGGGCUUGUGGAUGGUUCAUGGCACUAAUAAAGGCAAUGGUAAUAUGGUCGUUAGAAAGAUAGACCCGAACACCUUGCAGGUAGAAACCCCUUGGAUAACCACGCAGAAGAAGACUACAGUCACCAAUAGUUUUAUGAUCUGUGGUGUGUUGUAUGCCACUAAAAGAGUGAAUGCAACUCAUGAGAAUAUAUUUUAUGCAUUUGACACCAACAAAAUCCAGGAAUUCAAAACCAACAUCUUUCUGGAGAAGUCUCUGCCUACUGUGCAGAGUUUGCAAUAUAAUCCCAAUGACCAGAAACUCUACAUGUACAAUGAUGGAUACCUGGUUUAUUAUGAUGUCACAUUCAAAAAUCCAGGUCACAGGGCAAGCAGGGCAGGAGAGGUUGUCACAAUGGAGCAAAUAGAGAAUUCUAGCAAUGAAGGAAGACAAGUAGACCCGGUUGCUGUUAUCAAGGAGAAUUAUCAGAGCUCAGCUAGUGACCAGCAGCAGCAUUUGAAAAGCCAAGGGGAAAGCAACACCAGUAGUGAGGAAGGACCGUCUGGAAUUCGGAAGGAGGAAGAUCCGAGUUCUGCUGAUGACCAGCAGCAGCAUUUGACAAGCAAUGAGGAGAGCAGUGACAACCAUGAGGAAGGACAGAUUGCGGUUAGCAAAGGAGGCCAAAAUACCAUGAGGGAGGGAGACCAAGUUAAUGUUAGAGAUGGAGUCCAAAGUGUUGUUAGUAAGGAAGGGCAGCCGGAUACAGUGAGCAAUACAAGCCACGCUGAGGUCAGUGGGGAUAAGUAAAUUUGGCUAGAGAAGGGAUUGUUAUGCAUUAAUAAAAGCAACAGUACAGGCAUUGUUUCCCCCUCUCCAGCUGGUAAAUACCUGUAUGUCUGUAAAAAUAAAUGCAGUCCUUUGCAAAUAAAUUUAGAAAUCAAACCCA